Poecilia latipinna (sailfin molly) is the source of this 3238-nucleotide messenger RNA. Its product is annotated as myelin regulatory factor like. Gene Ontology annotation, biological process: protein autoprocessing; positive regulation of DNA-templated transcription. Gene Ontology annotation, molecular function: DNA-binding transcription factor activity; sequence-specific DNA binding. Gene Ontology annotation, cellular component: nucleus; endoplasmic reticulum membrane. The annotation marks the transcript as partial. NCBI's taxonomy places the organism in Eukaryota, Metazoa, Chordata, Actinopteri, Cyprinodontiformes, Poeciliidae. The record is from RefSeq and is a predicted model, not a curated record. The transcript is spliced from 18 exons.
GGCGCCUCCUGAGUACCAUAUUGAUACGGAUAAAGGCUUUAACUAUUCUCCAGCUGAUGAGGCCUUUGUGUGCCAGAAGAAGAACCACUUCCAGGUCACAGUUCACGUUGGUGUGGCUGCAGAGCCACAUUAUGUCAGAACACCCAGCAGUCUGCAGAAAAUCGACCACUUCCAGAUUAAAGUGUUUGGGAUUAAGCUUGAAACACCCAGCCAUGAGGUGACGAUAGAGCAGUCUCAACCUGACCGCAGCAAGAAGCCCUUCCACCCCGUCAGGGUGAGUUUGCCUUGUGGCAAAAUAACCACAGUAACUCUUGGUCGACUGCACUUUAGCGAGACAACGGCCAACAACAUGAGGAAGAAAGGCAAACCCAACCCUGACCAGAGGUACUUUCAGAUGGUGGUUGGCCUUUAUGCUGCCGUCAAAGAUGAGACUUUUCUCCUGACUGGCCUGGUGUCAGAGAAGAUCAUUGUUAGGGCGUCCAAUCCAGGCCAGUUUGAGACGGACAGCGACACCUUGUGGCAGCGCGGGUCAGCGCCGGACUCCGCGGUCUGUUACGGUCGGGUCGGUGUCAACACUGACUCCCCAGAUGAAGCCUUGGUGGUGUGCGGAAAUGCUAAGGUGAUGGGUGCCAUCAUGCAACCGUCUGACAACCGAGCCAAGCAGAACGUACAGGAGGUCGACUCUGAACAACUGCUUAAGAGAAUCAAUCAGAUGAGGAUAGUUGAAUUUGACUACAGGCCAGAGUUUGCCUCCAACAUGGGAAUAGAUCACACCCAUCAGACAGGAGUGAUUGCUCAGGAGGUGAAGGAGCUGCUUCCAUCGGCGGUCUUGGAGGUCGGUGACGUCGUCUGCUCAGACGGAGAAGUGAUACAAAACUUCCUCAUGGUUGAUAAGGAGCAGAUCUUCAUGGAGAACGUGGGAGCUGUACAGCAGUUGACGAAGCUUACAGACAACCUGGAAACUCGUAUCCAAGAGCUGGAAGGUUGGAACCGCAGACUGGCAAAGUUGAAGAGCCUAACAGGCAGUCUGCGCUCCACCAGCAGUAAAGCUCAGGUCAACGCGUCGGUGCCACCAACCCCAGAACCGGGUAGAGCUGCAACCACUCAGAAAAACGUCUGGUGUCAGAAAUUCAUCCAAAUUCUUCAGAAUAAAAUCUUCCUGGCCAGCAUCUUUACCUUCCUGAUCACUAUGGCUAUCUGUAUAAUCUCCGUUUCAGUUCUCCACCUGGUAACUGUGAAGGCGGUAGACAUUGAGAACCUUCCCAGCACCAGCACUGUAUUGCCUAUGUGGACAGAAGAAUCACCUACAACAGUCUCAGCACCAACAACUGCAGUCCCAAAAACAACGCCUCCGGGUUCCUGGCCUCCUGAUGUGAGCUUCUGUGAUCUGCUGUUCUGCAAUGAGGUGUUCUGCUGCCCUUCGUCUCCAGUGGGCAGCACUUUCUCCAUCAGGCCGACCUCUGAUCCAGCCAUAAACUCAACAAGAACAGGAGCAGGAAAAGAAACAAUUAAUCACCUGAAAGCUACUGGAGACUGGCGAAACACAACCAUUCAUACAUUCAUGAUUAAAGAGAACAACCAGGUGAUUGACGGCAAAUACUGCAUGAGGGAUGAAUGUGGGCCUGGGAGAUACAUUUUUAGAGUUCCUGUCAGCCAGUUUGUCCCUGUCAACAUGAGAGUCACGCUGCUUAUGAAUUCUUCUGAAUUGCUGGUGGUUCAUCUAUGUGAUGUAGAUGAGUCCACCCCUUGUUCUGCAAUAACGAAAGAAAGAGAUGACUCUGAAUAUAGGUACCCAUCAAAUACACAGGGGGAACAUGAGUGGCCUCUUCAUGUGGCUCUCCUCCAUUACAGUUCAUAUCACUUCCGGUCCUCAGUAGCUGGUCAAGCAAACUGCAGUACUGACCACCACUACGCGGGGGCGCUCUUUACAGAUUAUUACUUCCACUUCUACAGACGCUGCACAGAGACAUAAACAUUAGCUUCUUCCUGAAAAUUAAUUAUGACAAAUGAUCUCAUUUAGCAGAUCUCUGCUUUUACUGACAAAAAAACCCUGAAAACUUUUACUACACUGUUGUAAUGUUUGUUUUUCAUAAAUUCCAAAUGCAUUUUAUUGUGAAAGGAGGCAAUUCUUCAGAUUACGUAACUAGUCACAUUAAAUCUGUUUUUGGACAUUUCUUGCUUUGCUGAUCUUGACUCAGAAAAAUUUAAAACAAAAUGAAUAAAAAAAACUGCUGUUUGCAUUUUUUUCCUCAGUGAAGCACUUGAAAGUUUUUCUUUGUUUACGUAAAGCCUGAAUUUGUAGAGUAAUAAAUCUUUGCUCAGGGGCUUAGAAAUGAGAUUAGAAAUGGCUGGUUAGCAGUUUAUACUUCUGUUGGCUACUUAAAGAAACAAAUGUCUUAAAUCUGUUAAGUAUUUGAAAUAUUUCAAUUACUUGAUGUUUCUGUUGUUGUGAGACUAAAGUAGUACACAAAAUGGGCAAAAAAAUUGAAAAAUAUAUAUUUUGUAUCAAAAAUGUGAAAUUACAAUGCCAACUUUAUGAAUUAUUAAAUACAAACAUGGACUUCUGAAACCCAGUCCCAUUUCAUAUCCAGACCUGCAAAUGUUCACUGACCCAGAUUCUGCGGAUUAUUUUGAUGUAAACCUGGGUUGGUGGUGGUUCUGGUCUUACUGGGCCAGUUUCUUUGUUCAGUUUAUGUUAGAUGUUUAGUUUCUGAAAGCCUCCUGAUUGAAAUAAUUUGACCUAUGGCUGGGUUUUACUGACAUCUCAGACAAAAUUUAGUGUUUUCACUCCUGGUUUGAUUGCUGACAAGAUUGCAACAUUUGUUAUAUUUUCAGUUUAUGUAGUUCACUUUCACACUGCACUGAGUCAAACAAAUCACACCCUCUGAAAAACCUGUUCCCCUCCUCGCCUGUAGGGGCGCUGCUCCAAUAACUACUGAAAAAAGCAACACAAAAACUUCAGGAGAAGACACUAACUUUAUUUCCAUUACAAAAGUGCACAAAAGUUUUACAAUAUUCUGCUAAUGUAAAAAAACAAAACAAAACAAAAAAAAAAGUUUUGCAGUUGUGUGGACAGGAUGAAAUGGGAUUGAGUCUAAAUAAUACAAAAAUGCUGUGGUUACCUGAAAGAAGGAUACAGUGACGUCGUGAGUUAUUUAUGAAUGUAAAAGUGUUUAACGUAGUCUUUUCUAUGAGCUGAGUGAAUCCCAACUGCUUUAAUAAAAUAUUUUUAAAUGUU